Messenger RNA from Lolium perenne, 3754 nucleotides. RefSeq names its product putative disease resistance protein RGA4. Gene Ontology annotation, molecular function: ADP binding. NCBI's taxonomy places the organism in Eukaryota, Viridiplantae, Streptophyta, Magnoliopsida, Poales, Poaceae. The record is from RefSeq and is a predicted model, not a curated record.
AUACUCACAACUUGCAUGUCACGCCAACGAUUCAACAUCAGGUUCUUAGCCUCGUUGGUUAGGGUAACGACUGAUUCAGUUUGAAUACUUAAUUAACUCUCCCUUGGUUCUACAGACAGAACACUCUUCUCAUUCCCAUCAGCACAAGUUGCUCCAGAGCACGGCCUAACAUCCAUAUCCAUCUUCAAGGUUAUUUUUGUAUCUCUCUCUGAUCUCUCGCCCCAAGCUUGUUAUGGUUCAAAAAAUGAUUGCAUCCAUACCACUGUUCUCCUAUUUUUUUCUAGCCUCCCUAAUUUGUUGUUUCUCAUGUUAAUAAUCGAAGAAUGGCAAUGGUUCUGGAUGCCUUAGCCUCCAACGUGCUCAGCAUGUUAACGCAGAUGGCGAAAGAGGAGGUUGGCCUGCUGCUUGGAGUCUCCGGUGAGAUCGAUAGGCUGAGCGUCCAGCUUCAUGACCUCAAGAACUUCCUGGCCGAUGCCGAGAGAAGGCGCAUCACCGACAAGAGCGUGCAGGGGUGGGUGACAGAGCUCAAGGGCACCAUGUACGAGGCAGCCGAUAUCCUUGACCUCUGCCAGCUCAAGGCCAUGGAGCAGAGUCCACUAGCAUCACACAUGGGGUGCUUCAACAAAUUACUCUCCUGCCUGAGCAGUCCCCUCUUCAACUAUGACAUCGGCAGCCGCAUCAAGGUGCUGAACCAGAGGCUUGACAGCAUUAAGGAGCGGAGUGCUGCCUUCAGCUGCUUCAUCAACCACAGCUCCUACGAUGACCGUGGUAGCAAAGUACAUGCCUCUCGGGCUGCCUUUGCCGGCCGGGAGACGUCAGGGCUGGUCGACUGGUCAGGUGUCGUAGGGGAGAAAAUCGAACAAGACACAAGAAAGCUGGUGGAGAUGAUGUUGACAGGAAUCCAGGGGGCGACAAGCCGUGCAGACAACCGAGUCAUGGUUUUUGCUAUUCUGGGUGUUGGUGGGAUUGGCAAGACCACGCUGGCCCAAAAGGUCUUCAAUGACGAGGCCAUCCAAAGUGAAUUCGACAAGACAAUAUGGGUUAGCGUGAAUCAAGACUUUAAUGAGGCUGAGCUACUGAGGAGAGCCAUCAUCGAAGCUGGGGGAGACCAUCAACAUGCUGGAAAUGCAAAAGCGACGCUUCAACGAGUCCUCAAGGAUACCUUGAUAGGGAAGAAGAUCUUGCUAGUGAUGGAUGAUGUUUGGAACCACAUAGCAUGGGAGGAUGUGCUCAAAACACCGCUUGUUAAUGGGGCCGCUCCAGGUAGCCGAGUUCUCGUCACCACUAGAGAUGAAAGAGUCGCCCGAGGGAUGAGAUCUGUGCCGCCCUACCACCACAUCGACAAAUUAGACGACGAUGACGCUUGGUCCUUGCUCAAGAAACAGGUAGUCUUAAAUGAGAUAGAUGAGUCUGAGAUUGCUACACUGAAAGAUAUAGGAGUGGGAAUUAUAUCAAAAUGUGAUGGUUUGCCACUUGCAGUCAAAGUGAUGGGAGGACUCUUGCGCCAGAAAGAGAGAAAUCACAGUGAUUGGGGGAAGGUCUUGCAUGAUUCUGCAUGGUCGGUUGUCGGUAUGCCUGAAGAGCUGAACUAUGUUGUAUAUGUAAGCUAUGAAGAUUUGUCUCCUUGCUUGAAGCAAUGCUUUCUGCACUACUCCCUUCUCCCCAAAAACAUAAUGUUUGGUAUGAAUAUAAUUGUUGGGAUGUGGAUCAGCGAAGGAUUUGUCAAUGGAAGCUUAUCAGAUGACCUAGAAGAAUUUGGGAGACAAUACUAUGAAGAGUUAAUCUUGCGAAACCUCAUAGAGCCGCACAAGACUACUGGUCAAUAUAAUUGCAUAAUGCAUGAUAUUGUUCGCUCAUUUGGUCAGUAUCUGUCACGAGAUGAAGCAAGAAUAGCUCAUACUGGAGAAACUUCAACUAUUAGUGAACUUAAUUCCCAAAAGGUUUUCCGGCUAUCUAUAGAAACCGGAGGAUCAGAAUCAGGUAGACGGAAGUGGAGUAUGUUACAAGAACAGAAACAUCUGAGGACGCUAAUAUCAAUUGGUCAAUUCAAGAUCAGGCCCGAUGAUUCAUUGAUUUCUUUUCCAAGUCUACGCACUUUGCACAUUCAAUCUGCAAAAAUUGCUGCAUUAGUUGAUUAUGUAUAUCAACUCAAGCACUUGAGGUUUUUGUCAAUGCGACAAUGUGACAUAUCUAGGCUACCAGAUAACAUUGGAAAAAUGAAAUUUUUGCAGCUCAUUGAUGUUAGAAGCUGUAGAAAUUUGACAAAGCUUCCUGAUAGCAUUGUAAAACUAGAGCAUCUGAGGUAUAUUAACAUGAACAAAACUAGUAAAGAUGCCACCAUACCUCGAGGGUUUGGUGGCCUAACAAAUAUGAGGAUACUGUAUGGGUUUCCAGCCCACAUGGAUGGUGAGUGGUGUAGUUUAGAAGAGUUGGGUCCUCUUUGUGAGCUUAGGAAGCUUGGACUAAAUAGUUUGAAGAAUGUAUACGAUCCCUCAUCCGCAACAAUGGCAAGGCUCUGUGAGAAGGUACAUCUUACUGACCUGAUCUUACGUUGCAGCAGUAGGACAGAUGAUGGGCUGGUCAAAGACGAAGAAGAGGAAAGGAAAAUUGUUGAAUUGUUUGAUAAGUUGUGCCCUCCCCCGUGCUUAGAUUUCCUGGAAAUCGUGGGAUAUUUUGGCCAAUGGCUUCCAAGCUGGAUGAUGUCAACAUCUGCGGUGGCCCUCGAGAGCUUGAAAACUCUGUGGAUGACUAAUCUGACUUCUUGCACCCAACUACCUGAUGGCUUAUGCAAGCUCCCGUAUUUACAAAACAUUCAUAUCCGCCACGCUCCGGCUAUCAAGCGUGUUGGUCCUGAUUUCAUGCAACUGUACCAUCACAGUAGCCAUCAUCCUUCCAAGACAAUGGCUGCAUUUCCCAGAUUGAACAAGCUAGUCUUAGAAGGAAUGGUGGAAUGGGAGGAAUGGGAGUGGGGGGAGCAAGUGAAAGCCAUGCCCGUUUUGGAGCAGCUUGAGGUCAAGGGCUGCAAACUGAGGCAUGUUCCUCCAGGCCUUUCAUUCCAUGCAAGGGCUUUGAGAAAACUAUCUACGAAAAACAUCCAACACCUCAGUUCACUUGAGAACUUUGCUUCCGUUGUCGAUCUUGAAGUCUCCCAAAACCCUGACCUGGAAAGAAUCAGUAAUUUCCCUAUAUUGCAGAAGCUUUCCAUCAUCAUGUGUCCAAAGAUGAAGGUACUAGAGGGUGUGCCUUUACUCCAAACCCUUGUGCUAAAGGACUAUGUCGCUGAAGCACUCCCGGAAUACAUGAGAGAUGUCAAUCCAAGACAGCUGAAUCUGGACUGCAGUUUAGCGCUGCUCACUUCCAUCAGCAUGGGGCAAUCUGGCCCCGAGUGGGCAAAGUUCAGCCAUGUUGAGCGUAUAAAGGCAUAUGCGCAGGAGGGAGACAACGAAAGGAAUUGGUAUGUGUUGUACACGAGAGAACCCUACAGCUUGGAGACGAACAUUCUUCUACAACUGCAGAGUACGAAGAGGAACAUGGCAUACAAACAAGAACAGAGGCAGGAGAAAUAAUUCUAGGUGGUCUUCCAUCCCACGCUUGCAGAAACUUGAAGCAUGAAGUUUAUCGUCACUUGUUGCUUCAGUGUCAUCUACAUUACGAGUUGUUAGCGAGCUAUUUGUAUAUUGUAUUUUCUUCAGUAGUUAGAGGUUUUCUGCAUAUUGCACACCUAUACAUCUACUAUAUAUUGUGACCUUUGACC